Messenger RNA from Xyrauchen texanus (razorback sucker), 1200 nucleotides. It is a transcript of the gene mos, whose product is annotated as v-mos Moloney murine sarcoma viral oncogene homolog. The coding region runs from base 112 to 1101 and encodes 329 amino acids. The record is from RefSeq and is a predicted model, not a curated record. Lineage: Eukaryota; Metazoa; Chordata; Actinopteri; Cypriniformes; Catostomidae. The transcript has a single exon. Gene Ontology annotation, biological process: protein phosphorylation. Gene Ontology annotation, molecular function: ATP binding; protein kinase activity.
GACAUGUCAUAUGGUCAUAUGACAGACACUUAUAAAACACUCACGUGAACUCUCCCACGCGAAGCCCCAAAAUCGGAGUUCAGCUCUCUUCGUCACGGGUUACCAUGAACCAUGCCGUCUCCAAUCCCCGUUACCCGAUUAUUGGCGAAGGAUUUCGGACUCGAGUUUGGCGCAUGUAGCAGCCCUCUUACCAAAACUUUGAGUGGAUCUACCUUGCGUGUGCCCACAAACAAGUUUCACGGUAAAAUCGCCCACAGACUAUGGUCCUCCGUGAUCAACUGGCGAGAACUGCAAGCUCUGGAGCCCAUCGGCUGCGGUGGAUUCGGUAUGGUGUUCAGAGGCAAGUAUUUCGGUGAGACCGUUGCUGUAAAGAAAGUGAGGUGCGUGAAGAACAAACUGGCAUCGCGGCAAAGUUUUUGGGCGGAACUCAAUGCAGCGCACCUGCAACAUCAAAACGUUGUGCGCGUUAUCGCGGCCACCACUUGCACUCCUGUGCACCUAAACACCAAAGACAACAUCGGGACGAUUAUAAUGGAGUUUGCAGGCACCUUAAACCUUCAGCAGGUCAUUUACGGACUCACUGAUCCUUUGCCAGUGGACACGUGCGUGAAGUAUUCUACGGACAUCGCUUGCGCGCUACAGCACUUGCACGCGCACGGCAUUAUCCACCUGGAUUUAAAACCUGCCAAUGUUUUAGUAUCAGAAGUGGGUGUUUGCAAGCUCGCAGACUUCGGGUGCUCUUUUAAACAAACCAGCCAGAGCGACACCGUGACACGUUUGAUUGAAAUCGGUGGCACAUUCACGCACCGUGCGCCAGAGUUGCUGAAAGGUGAGGAGGUUUCUCCGCGUGUGGACAUCUACUCUUUUGGCAUCACGAUGUGGCAGCUCCUCACCCGAGAGCCCCCGUAUGAGGGAGACAGACAGUGUGUUCUGUACGCUGUAGUGGCUUAUAAUCUGCGCCCUGCCCUCACCAGGGACGUUUUUAUUCCGUCGCCACUUGGACCGGCGUGUCGGAGUCUGAUCAGCCGGUGUUGGGCCGGGGAACCCAGCAUCCGACCGACAGCACACCAACUCCUCACGGAACUUUCCAUGAUCUUAUGAAUUUGCACCAGAAGGACUCUACAUAUUUUCCUCUCAAAUCUAUUUUUAUUGUUUUGUUGGUUCUAAUACAGUUUGUAUAUAGUGUUUUUUUUUUUAUAA